Molecule: messenger RNA, 1335 nt
Organism: Fulvia fulva
Lineage: Eukaryota; Fungi; Ascomycota; Dothideomycetes; Mycosphaerellales; Mycosphaerellaceae
Product: D-arabinose 1-dehydrogenase
Exons: 1
Coding region: 1-1335 (444 amino acids)
Biological process (GO): dehydro-D-arabinono-1,4-lactone biosynthetic process
Cellular component (GO): cytosol
Molecular function (GO): D-arabinose 1-dehydrogenase [NAD(P)+] activity
Source: RefSeq, a predicted model, not a curated record
AUGGCGAGCGACGAACAGAAGGUGUUGCUUUCGAGUGUGCUGCCGCCAUUGAUUUUCGGCACUGCGACGUUCAAUUACCAGUACAACCCCGACCCGUACGAAUUGGACCCGCCAGGACUCGUCAAGACUGCGUUGGAGCACGGCAUUAGAGCCUUCGAUACAUCGCCUUACUACGGUCCUUCGGAAGACAUUCUCGGCGCUGCCCUCGAUACCGACUUCGUUCACGAGAAUUUCCCGCGCAAUGACUUCUUCCUCAUCACGAAAUGCGGUCGCAUCGCCAACGACGAAUUCGACUAUUCGAAAGAGUGGGUGCGACACAGCGUACAGCGCAGUCUUCAGCGACUACAGACACCAUACCUCGAUUUGGUCUAUUGUCAUGACGUGGAGUUUGUCACAGAAGACGAGGUUAUGGAAGCGAUACGCGAGCUACGGAGAAUACGAGACGAGGAAGGGACGAUCAAAUACGUUGGUAUCUCUGGGUACCCGGUGCCAGUGCUGUGCUCGCUCGCGACUCGAGUUCUGCGCGAGACGGGCGAGCCACUCGAUGCGGUAAUGUCGUAUGCGAACUACACGCUGCAGAAUCAACUGCUUGCAUCUACGGGCAUCAAGCAAUUGAAAGAGGCAGGCGUGGACGUUGUGCCCAACGCCUCCCCACUCGGCAUGGGACUCCUGCGACGAGGCGGCGUACCUGUCGGUAGUAUGGGCAAUUGGCAUCCAGCCAGCAACGGCCUCCGCGCAGCCGUCAAACGCGCCAGCGACUUCUGCGACCGCCACGACGAGAAGCUCGAAGUCAUCGCCAUCCGCUACGCCCUCGAGCAGUGGCUCAAGAUCGGCGCAUCAGUAGGCUCACGCGGCGACCCUGCCUCUGGCAUUCCCUGGAAGCGCGAGUCCAAUGCGCAAGUCGGCGGCGACAGACUGGGUGUGAGUGUUAUAGGCGUGAGCAAAGCCGGCGAACUCGAAAAGACGAUGCAAGUCUGGCGCAGUAUCCUCGACGGCCUCGAGAACGGUGCAGAGACAGCACGUCUCGCAGGUCGGUGGAAGCGCGACCACGAGUGGAGUCUCAACCGUCAGAGAGCUGUGCAGAUUCUCGCCGAUGGGAUUCAAGAGCAUUUGGAUGAGUACCUCGAUUAUACGUGGGCGAGUGGGAACGAUGCGGGCACUCGAGGUGCUGCAGAGGGCUGGACGCCUUUUGUGAACAAGCGUGCGAAGUCGAAGCAGGCGGCGGGAAAUGGUACCCAGUCCGAAGAUGCGCCUCCGCCAUGGUUGACCCCUGCGCAAAGUCCGCAACCCAAUCAUGAGCCCGAUGAGAUACCCCCGACGCUGCCUUUGCGAUAA